Molecule: messenger RNA, 2139 nt
Organism: Hypoxylon fragiforme
Lineage: Eukaryota; Fungi; Ascomycota; Sordariomycetes; Xylariales; Hypoxylaceae
Exons: 7
Coding region: 1-2139 (712 amino acids)
Biological process (GO): regulation of DNA-templated transcription
Cellular component (GO): nucleus
Molecular function (GO): transcription cis-regulatory region binding; DNA-binding transcription factor activity, RNA polymerase II-specific
Source: RefSeq, a predicted model, not a curated record
AUGAAACCUACCCGUAAUUCACGUACUGCUGGUUCUGAACACGAGGUCCCACCCCAAGCAACCGUGCCUUCUGCUUCUGCUUCUUCUUCUUCUCCCAAGCCCGCAAAACGCCCGCGCCCCGUUACGGGGGAGAAUCCGCCGGCUGAAGGAUCCACCCCGAAAAGACGCCGCCGAGCAUUUUCCUGUCUGUCGUGCCAGAAGUUGAAAUGCAGAUGCGAGUACGACCCUGGCACCCAGGCUUGUCACCGCUGCCAGACUUUGAGGUUAGCCGGAACCGGGGCUCUUGGCAGUUUCGAGCCAAUUGAAUGUUCGCUUCGUGGGGAGCAUGUAGUAUCUCCUCCAAAUCCUAAUCUCGACUACUCUAGCUCAAAUGUGGAAGAAAGGUUACAGCGUUACGAAGAGGAACUCCAAGAGAUCAAGAACAAGAUCAAGGACCUGACGUCUAAGGGCCAGCCACACGAUAAUGAUGAGGCUAUACCCAGCAAAGGCGAUGCCUAUCUGGAGAACGCUUCGCGAGUAUCCCACACGGAGCAUGAGAAUCCCGGUCCUGAGUAUUUCUCGACCCCAGCUGACAAAGGUGCGCAAACUGCGCCGAUUGUAGUGCUCAGAUCGAUAUCGCAGCAGAUAACAAGGGGCUAUAGAAGACUACUAGGCCACAUCAAUAUAGAUCUUGUGCAGCUGCAGCUACUUGAUGAACAUACUGCGAAUGAGCUGAUUCAGCUCUUCUUCCGCUACCAAGGGCACAAUCUCCUCGUAUGCGGCGUCGAUGACCUAAAUAUAGGCAGCGAAAACCGCAAGGUAUCAGCCUUCUUGCACAGCGUAUGCUGUCUGAUCGGUAUAGUCUACCGCGACGACAUAUGCGGGACCGCCAUGCACAGGCAGAUAUACGAGCAAAUCAGGAUCACGCUUGGACAAGCUCUCCUAUCUAGCCCGCUUAACCUCGAAGAGAUCAAUGCAGUGCUGAUUAUGAGCAACAAUGCGAAUAGCCCGAGCAGUAACGGAGCUGAAUAUGUUGAUAGCUGGCUGUUAACCGGCUACUGUGCCAAGCAAGCCAUGCUCAGCAUCAGCUUUUCAAAGAUUGUGAACAACAUCAAACAGGGCAGCUUGACGAGCGAAGACCACAAAGCCAUUCACCUGUGGUCCAAGAUAUGCCUCCACCAUCUCCACUGGGCCGCUACAACGGGAAGGCCAUCCAUCAUACCGAACCAUUAUAUAACCCAAUGCAACAUCCUACUCAGCUUCUACCAGGCUACCAUGCAAGACGGGAUGCUGGUUGCCGAGAUCAUGCUCUACUCCACGCUGCACCAAAAGCUAGCUCACCAGUCGUACCUGGGUAACGGUGGUGAGUGCAAGGAGUUCUUGUCGUGGAAAGAGAAAUGGAACCACUUGCUGGGGCUUCCAACCUCGUCCAUGUUGAGAAUAGGAUACCACGCCGCCUGCCUCAUCCUAGCCGUCAGGUCACUAGAAGAAGUCGGACAGGGGCUACGUCCUCGGGCCUUACUCUCGGAGACCAACGACGACAACACCAGCGACGACGAGAACCACGCACCACCACAGCUUCGAAGAACCACGAGCAAUGACGGCAACGUCCUGCGCGCCAGCGCCUGCAAAUACGCUAUGAUCGUCCUGCAGACGUUUCUCGAAAUGCCGUCCUUCCUCAUGGACGCAGUCCCAACCUGCACCUGUCUCUGCAUCGGGUACUGCGCUCUCCUGCUAGCACAUUACGAAGAGUCGCAGUCGAGGGUCUCGAACCAAGUGAGCAUCGAUCUGAUCACGCGAGUCGACCAGUGGAUCAAGACCUCGCCGGGCAAAGCUUGGUCUUUUAAGUACGGCACCCUGGCCAAACAAAAGAUUGAGUCGCGAAUCAACGGUAGGUCAAGCUCGACGACGGUGCCCCAGCCAUCGGCGAUGAGAGGACAUCCGCAUAGUCGGGAUAAUGUGAGUGCGCCAGUCGGUCCUGGUGAACACGGUAUCCAUGGGCCUGCCCAUGAAGCUACGGAGUACCACGCAGGCGAAGCUUUCUCGGACCCUCAACACCAUGAAUCCGAGGCGAUGUUUUCACUCGACAUGUCUGAGCAUGCGAUAUUUCCCAGCAUGGAGGACUUCUUCGGUGGUGGUUUCUUGGAUUUUAUGGGAUAA